Molecule: messenger RNA, 1233 nt
Organism: Caenorhabditis elegans
Lineage: Eukaryota; Metazoa; Nematoda; Chromadorea; Rhabditida; Rhabditidae
Gene: arp-11
Product: Actin-related protein 10
Exons: 5
Coding region: 1-1155 (384 amino acids)
Biological process (GO): cytoskeleton organization
Cellular component (GO): axon cytoplasm
Source: RefSeq, marked reviewed
AUGUUUAGAAUUGGAUGUGCCGGAGAAAUAACACCUCGACAUAUUAUCCGAACAGAAUACGUCGAUGAUGAAGGAAAAUUGAUAACUUCUGAUGAAUUAUUAGCUCUAAACAAUCGGAAGACUGCUACAAAGUCCACCGAGUACUACGAAGAAAUUCUCUAUAAAUUCUUGAGGAUUGUAUUUUUAAAAGUUUUGGCUCCCACUGACCGUCCAGUGAUAUUUGUGGAAAGCAUUUUCAUGUCAGAAUCCCUCCGCAAUACCAUCACCAAAAUUGUUGUCGAAAAGAUUCGUUGCAAAUCUCUAAUGUUCAUGCCAUCUCAUGUUUGUGCCACAUUUCCAUUCAAUACUCAAAAUGCUCUCGUUGUCGAUAUUGGACAUUCAGAAUGUAUCGCAGUUCCAAUUAUCGAAGGUGUGACAAUGCUGAAUGAGUUCGAAUCAGCUCGCUCGAUUUGUGGCCGACAACUUGAACGAAGAGUUCGGGAGCAAAUGGAGAAAUAUGGUCAAAUUGCAGAAUUAAAUGGAGAGAGACGAGCAAUUACAGAAAACGAUUGGCAAGAUAUUGAUGCGUGUAAACUUAUCGAAACGCUUAGUUUAUCACUCAUUUGUCUGGAUAAGGAACGGGCCGAAAAUUGGACAAAAUGGGAAGCGUCAGAAGAAGGAGAAAAACCGGAUAUUGAGACACUUUGCAAAGAAAGACUAUUUCCGAAUAAUGGAAAAAUAUUUGUAGUUCCUCCAGUUGUAUUCGAAACAAGUACUGAAAUCUUCUUCAAUGAGAAUCUCAAUCCUACAUCAUUCGAUCUUUCCCUUCCGAAACUUCUUCACAAGCUGGUAUCAAAAUGCCCGAUUGAUCUCCGGAAAAAGCUAUUCCCAAAUAUACUUUUAACUGGUGGAGUCUCUACAAUUCCUGGUCUCAUGAAACGUUUGGAACAAGAAAUUCAAGUUAUCGACGAGAAAAACAAUUCCAAAAUUGCCGUAAUUGUAAAAUUCUAUCAAUUUUCGGAAAUCAAAAACACGCCACUUUUCGUUUCCUGGCUCGGUGCAAGUCUAUUGGGAUCACUUCGAGAGACAAUUGAACGCAAAAGUUUAACCUUGGAAGAGUGGAAAAAUGGAAAAUUAGCUGCUGAUUGGACUGAUAUCAUUGUAAAAUCCCGUUAGAAAUUUGUUUUUUUAAAUGUAACUGGUGCUUUAUAAUUUUAUUAUUUAUUCGCAUAAAUGUAUGAAAAACUUAGAAAA